This is a messenger RNA of Carcharodon carcharias (great white shark), 3195 nucleotides long. It is a transcript of the gene crtap, whose product is annotated as cartilage associated protein. Gene Ontology annotation, cellular component: endoplasmic reticulum. The transcript has 7 exons. Gene Ontology annotation, molecular function: collagen binding; protein binding. The coding region runs from base 93 to 1280 and encodes 395 amino acids. Lineage: Eukaryota; Metazoa; Chordata; Chondrichthyes; Lamniformes; Lamnidae. The record is from RefSeq and is a predicted model, not a curated record. Gene Ontology annotation, biological process: collagen fibril organization; peptidyl-proline hydroxylation to 3-hydroxy-L-proline.
UCGGUGAGGCUGCCGGGACAGGCAGCGACGCACCCAGCGCCGCGGCUGCUGGAAAAUCGCCAAGUGGCGUUAAGGUGACGGGAGCGGGGGAAAUGGGGAGAUGCGCUGUAAUUUCCGCGCUGCUGCUGCUGCUGCUGUACUGUUGGGCCGGGCGGGCGCAGUAUGAGAGGUACAGUUUCCGCAGUUUCCCCCGGGAUGAGCUGAUGCCGCUGGAGUCGGCGUACCGGCAUGCGCUGGACCAGUACACGGCGGAGAACUGGCGGGAGAGUGUGGACUACCUGGAGAUGAGCCUCCGCCUGCACCGCCUGCUCCGGGACAGUGAAGCUUUCUGUAACCUCAACUGCAGCUCGGUGCCGCCCGCCCAGGCGGCGCGUUUCAGCGGCUUCCCCGAGCUGCAGCUCUUCGGCGGCGUCAUGAAGAGAGCCCAGUGUCUCCGCCGCUGCAAACAGGGCUUGCCCGCUUUCCGCCAGUCCCAGGCCAGCAGGGAAACUCUGGAGGACUUCGAGAAGCGGGAGGUCUACCGCUACCUGCAGUUUGCUUACUUUAAGGUCCAGAACAUUCCGAAAGCUAUAUCAGCAGCUCAUACCUUCCUUCAGAAACACCCUGACGAUGCGAUGAUGCAGCAGAACAUGGCUUACUAUAAGAGCUUGCCGGAUUCCGAUGAGUUCAUGAAUGACCUGGAGAUUAAACAUUACGAGAAUUUAUUUAUCCGAGCUGUGAAAGCUUACAAUGCUGAGAACUACCCGACAUCUAUCGCAGACAUGGAGCUGGCCAUCCCUGAAUACCUCAAGGCCUAUGAUGAGUGCAUUGCUGCCUGUGAGGGUUCACGAGAGGUGAAAGAGUUUAAAGAUUUCUACCCUUCAAUAGCAGAACAUUACGCUGAGGUUCUGCAGUGCAAAGUGAAGUGUGAGCCUGAUUUAACUCCAGUCAUUGGAGGCUUUCUGGUGGAGAAGUUUGUAGCUACAAUGUACCACUAUUUGCAGUUCGCUUAUUAUAAACUCAACAAUAUGAAGAAUGCAGCUCCAUGUGUAGCAACCUACUUGCUGUUUGACCCUGAAGAUUCAGUGAUGAAGCAGAAUUUGGUGUAUUACCAGUAUCAUAAGGAGAAAUGGGGUUUGACAGAGGAAGAUUUCCAGCCCAGACCAGAGGCUUUCCGAUAUUACAAUCAGACUGAAUUUCAGUUGCAGAUGUACGAAUUUGCCAAACAGCAUCUACAAGCUGAUGAUGAAGAUGAAGUACUGGAAUAUAUUGACGAUCUCCUGGAAAAAGCAGACAGUUAAUCUCAGCAAUAGAACAAAAUCUGUACAAGAGAAACAUUGAUCAAAAAUGUUGAAAACCAAAAUGAAUCUGUUUCUCCAGCUGCCUCAACUCAGGACAAUUUCCCCAAACCCUGACCUCUUCUCAUAGGUGCUUGAAGUCUUGGAUUUUUCUAAAAUUGACCCUUGUUAGUUCUUCGGUGUUUCUGAGCGGCAGCCCCUGUAACAUUCUAUCUGAGAUGUGCCUUUUAUUAUUUAAUAGGAAUCUUCUAGCUUUUGCCCAAUUUUACAUUUGGAUUCCACCGUACUAUUCUCAUUUUUCUCCAAACUGGAUCAGAAAUAGUUCCCCUGGCUGAAAACCAUUACUUCAUAACUAGUUCUGUCUCCUUCACAGGUCUUCUAGGCUGCUAUCCUGACACGAUUGGACUAUUGUGUCUGUGUUUGUACUGGUAGAAUGUCGAGUCUUUCCUUAAAAGGAUGUUUAUUCUCUUUCCUACAAAACCUGAAAUGGCAUUUAAAGAUGCUUGGCACACAGACUGUAUGUAGCUGUUUCAAAUAACACACUCUGUUUCUGUACAAACUUGCUUUGGUUUGAAUGUCGAAUGUCAGCCUGAAUCGGCCCCAAGAUCACUUUGUGCCUGCCAGUAAAAGGGAACUGGGUUUUUUUGGGGUACAGUAUCCAUCAGGAAAACCUGCUUCCUGUGUUCACACUGAACACAGGCAUCAGUCAGUGAUUGCUGUUCAUACUUAAUUAUCUUUCACGUCUCUCUGGGUUCAAUUUAGAAUUUCCAGUGGGCAAUGUUGAGGCGGUGGAAACCAUGGAGACGCUAUUUAUGCUGAUUUGCAGCAGCCUCGCAAUAAUAUUGGUAAAAUACCCAUAUUUAAACAUCAAUAGGGAGAAUAUUUUUUAAGGUGUUGAGCAAAUUUUGGGUAUAAUUUUUACUUAAAUAUGUCUGAGAAUUAUAUCAAUGGGAAAUUCAGAAGUGUGUACUAAUUAUAAUUCUAUUGCAAAAACUUCAACCAAAUUUGUUUCGUACUUUGCAUUGGGCUUCCUCUGGCUGUACUGUCUGAAUGCCAGAGAAAACAUUGACUCAUUUAUUACUGUUUGAACAUGGACCCUUGAUGCUGUUUGUAGCGAGUCAGUGUGAAAAACCCACAACUAAUCCUUCAGUGCAGCUGCCCUGUGCCUGGACACUUGGUUGUGAGCCACACUUUAAACAGCAACCCCUUUUACGCAGUCACCGCUGCAUUGAAUAACAGUGUAAACUCACCGCGCGAUUAGAGAUUCUCACUAAACAACUGCUGCUUUGAUAACCUGAAUAAUCUGCAAUCUUCAUGGGGCUCAAAAAUGGGUUAAGAAGAAUGUAAAUCAGACGCCAUUUUAAAUUGCCAGAGGGUGUGCGUUACUGAGAAUCACAUAAUGCAAACCUUUGUUGGUCACCUCCAGCCACCUCAACCCAGAAAAACCCUCAAAGCUUGCCCUUAAAUUCUUUCCAUGUUUACCUGGGUCCCAAACUAUCUUUUUAAAUAUAAUCCAAAUUGCUUGAACAAACAGAAAAUAAAUAACACCAAAUAUAUUUAACUUUUAAGAUUUAUUUUCGAUAAUUUAAAGCAAAUUGUCAGACAGUAUGAAGUGGACAGUCAAUCACUCACUGUUACCUCCCUGCCCCCCACCCUCCAAUUGGAUACCCCUACCUCCUUCCCUGCCCCCAUGAUACAAUCCUGAGUCUCUAUGCUUCUGCUCACCCUCUCUGGUCUGAACUGCAAAGUUCUUGCGGUAAAAUCCUGUGUUUUUUCUUCAUGAAUCAUAUUAAUGUAACAGUAUUAAUCUUUCUUCAUACACUACAGCCAUUGUGUUCAAAUGUUUGUUUUUUUUAAAGGAUAAGAAUCUGUACAACUGACUGGGUGCCUUAAACUAAUAAAAAUGUUUUUAACCUUU